Molecule: messenger RNA, 1017 nt
Organism: Vollenhovia emeryi
Lineage: Eukaryota; Metazoa; Arthropoda; Insecta; Hymenoptera; Formicidae
Product: ABC transporter G family member 23-like
Exons: 4
Coding region: 32-637 (201 amino acids)
Molecular function (GO): ATP binding; ATP hydrolysis activity
Source: RefSeq, a predicted model, not a curated record
GACUCACCCUGUAUAAAAUUUACAUAGGCCCAUGCAGUAUCUCGUAAACGAAAUAUUUUUAUCAAACAGAUACGCGCUGUUGGGGGCCAGCGGAUGUGGCAAGACAACCCUGUUGUCCUGUAUCGUCGGAUUACGUUAUCUCGACAGUGGAGAGAUGUGGGUCUUGGGGGAAUCUCCGAGCAGUGUGGGCUGCGGAAUUCCAGGGCCUCGGGUAGGUUACAUGCCACAGGAUACCUCUUUAGUCGAACAAUUUUCUACGAGCGAUGCUCUUUAUUACUUCGGCAGGAUCAAUGGGCUUGACGAUAAAGAGAUCGAAACGAGAUAUAGGUUUUUCUCGGAAUUGUUCCAACUGCCUCCAGCAAAUCAGUUGGUGAAGGACAUGAGUGGAGGUCAACGAAGAAGGGUUUCCCUUGUCGCCGCAUUGAUGCAUAAGCCCGAACUUCUAAUUCUCGAUGAACCCACCGUAGGUUUGGACCCAAUUUUGAGAGAAAACAUUUGGGCUUAUCUGAUCAAACUAACACAGGAGGAAGGCACCACCGUAUUGAUCACGACGCAUUAUAUCGAAGAGGUUAAAAAGGCUAAUACACCAGGAUUCGAAACUGGGACCUCCCUCAAUCCGGCACGCAGGACAGGGUAGAAAAAGACGGUAUAUGAAUUCACUUACAAGUAACACUACCCAACUGAUUUGACUACUCACAACACUACUCACCGAUUUGAAUGGAACUUAACAUACUUAUUAAACAUCGAAAAAUAUUAAAUACGUGUUUUUUUGUUUCGGCUAAAUACCCUUUUUAGGGGUAGAAAGCACCCCUCAACCCCUGGAGGUGGAAACGGUUAUGGCUAAUUAUUUCUGAAACGAUACAUUUUCCGAAAAAAGUGCUUAGGACCAAAGUUGUAGAAAGUAAAGUGAUGCACUUGAUGGCGACCUUGAAGUCGACCUUGAGGUCGAUUUUCAAGGUCAUUUAAAAAUCAUUUCAUGUUUUUCAAAGGGAGUAAUUUACUUUUCAUCCCGAGAAU